CCACGAGCCGGGUACGACUGUCCUUUCUGAAAAACUAGCUGAAAGGAGUACAGCUCCGGGGGUUAGGUACCUGAACGAAAGAAACCAAAUAAAGUAACACAACUAAGGAACUAAGUUGUUUUUUUUUUAAGAAAAAAACGAAAAUGCCCGCGAAUAAGGAAGGCGACGGCGGAUGGAAGACCUUUCUGUGGAAUUCUGAAAAGAGUGAAUUUUUAGGACGUACCGGCAGCAGUUGGCUUAAAAUCUUCAUCUUUUAUGUAAUCUUCUAUGGCUGCUUGGCUGGAAUUUUCAUUGGCACCAUCCAGGCGAUGCUCUUGACCCUUAGCAACUACAAGCCCACGUACCAGGACCGAGUUGCACCCCCAGGCUUAUCCCACACCCCUCGCUCUGAUAAAUCCGAGAUCUCAUUCAGCAUGCAAGAUGAGGAUACUUAUAGAGUAUAUGUAAAAGAAAUGAAAGACCUGCUGGAGGCAUAUAAAGAUGAGAAACAGACGGAUGAAAGGAACUUUGAAGACUGUGGUGAGUCUCCUAGCAAAUACAUUGAACGUGGGGACUUGGAAAGUGACACAGGCGUAAGGAAGGCCUGCCGCUUCAAGAGGUCCUGGCUGGGAGACUGCUCAGGCCUGGAUGACACCAGCUUCGGCUUUAAGGAUGGAAAACCCUGCCUUAUUGUCAAGCUCAACAGAAUUGUCAAUUUCAGACCCAGGCCUCCCAAAUCCAAUUCCUCAUUCCCUGCGGCUGCUAGUGGGCCGCUUUCACAACAUUUGAUUCCUGUUUACUGCUACAACAAGAAAGAAGAAGAUGCUGACAAAGUCAAAGGGAUUAAGUACUUUGGCCUGGGCCAAGGAUACCCACUGCAGUACUAUCCUUACUAUGGCAAGCUGCUACACCCCAAUUACCUCCAGCCUCUUGUGGGCAUUCAGUUCACCAACAUUACCCAUGGUAUGGAGCUGCGUAUUGAGUGCAAAAUAUUCGGAGAAAACAUUGAUUACAGUGAAAAAGACCGUUAUCAGGGACGUUUUGAGGUCAAAAUCAUGGUCAAAUCAUGACCACAGCUAUGAAAAUAGCGCUUUUACUCUGCCCAUUUCAAAACAUAAUAAUUUAGACAGAUGAAAAAAAUAAGAGAUUUCAAUUAAAUAAAACAAAACGAAAACCACGACUAGUCUUGAACAAACUUUCAUAACAUACGGGACCUACACUUAAUCUGUAUUCUUUACACUAGCUUUCUCUGCAUAUGUCUAGGGUUAGAAUGUAAACAUUACAGGAAGAGUAGCAAUAGCAAAGUAUUUAUUCUACUGUAAAUGAGAAUAUUCCUUGAGCCAUGGGACAUGUUCAUUCAUUACUGUAAAUUAUGAUUCCACUACUGAUGUAGCGAGCAGUGUUUCUGUCCCUGAGUAUUUCUGCCUAGUGUGGUCUCGCUCUAUAUUUUUGGAGUGUGCAGUACAGUAGUCGCAUACAAUGGUCCUUUCCAAGCCAUGUUAUAAUUUCUGUUGUCUUAUGUGAGUCAGUUUAGUGGUCCAAGGUGUGUGUGUGUGUAAAAGAGUGAGAGGGGGCUUUGUGUGUGUGUGUGUGUGUGUGUGUGUGUGUGUGUGUGUGUGUGUGUGUUUGUAUUUGUACAAUAAAAAAAGAAAAUAGUGGCAUGGUACGCGCUGAUAUCCCCAGGUCCGUAUGUGAGUAAAUGACUGCACUCCAUGGAAUCUUUUUUCCUUCUAUUUUUGACUUAUUUUGUUGAUUGUGGGGAAACUUUUGCAUCACUUCUUCUCUUAUUUGAUCAUCUUGCAGUGUGGGAUUUUGGGGUUAAUGGCAUUUCUGUAUAAGGCUUUUACUUUCUUUUGUUUUCAAGUGUAGAACUGUGUGUAUCUAGUCUGGAGAAUGGGCUCCACUCUAGAAUGGAGGACUGUUCCUCCCUAUGGUCACCGUGGCAACUCAGUGCUUUAAUUUAAUUUUUUUUUUCCUUUUUUUUUGCUGGAGACAUCACAAUGUGGUGUAACUUUCUAAUGAAUGUUUUAGCCAUUUACAUGGUGGAAGAAUUUUAUAUUUAUGCAGUUGUACAAUUUUUUUUUCUGCAGGAAAAAGUGUAUAGUAUGAAUCCAGAUACCAAAGUCACUGGUCAGAGUUACUUAUCAGAUUCAAUGCAGUACCCCAUGUAAUAUGAUGUUUUGUCAAUGUUAAAAGUGCUUAAACGUCAAUGUUGAAAAUAAGAACACCUGUCAGGAGUUACAUCUGCUCUUGUCAUUUUAUUUAAUACAGGUAAGGCCUAAACAAAUAAAUGUACAACCAACCA
Molecule: messenger RNA, 2284 nt
Organism: Tachysurus fulvidraco (yellow catfish)
Lineage: Eukaryota; Metazoa; Chordata; Actinopteri; Siluriformes; Bagridae
Gene: atp1b1a
Product: ATPase Na+/K+ transporting subunit beta 1a
Exons: 6
Coding region: 144-1049 (301 amino acids)
Biological process (GO): sodium ion export across plasma membrane; intracellular potassium ion homeostasis; intracellular sodium ion homeostasis
Cellular component (GO): sodium:potassium-exchanging ATPase complex
Molecular function (GO): ATPase activator activity
Source: RefSeq, a predicted model, not a curated record